CGCCGGGCACCCGGGCGGGAUGGCGCGAUCUCCCAUCACCACGCACGUGCUGGACACCACUCGCGGUCGACCCGCGAAGGAUGUCCCCGUGACCCUCGCCACCGUCAGCGUGGCGGACGGAUCAUCGUGGAGCGUCAGCGGCCUGACCGACGCGGACGGGCGCAUCGCCGAUCUCCUCCCGGCGUCGCACGACCUGCAGCCCGGGGUGUACGUGAUAACCUUCGAGUGCGAGGAGUACUUCCGGCGCACCGCAUCGCAGUACGGUGUAUCCGGGUUCUACCCCAAGGUUGCCAUACACUUCGAGGUCAAGGCGGACCAGGUGAAGGAGCACUACCACGUCCCGCUGCUCCUCAACCCCUACGGGUACAGCACCUACAGGGGCAGCUAACUUUUAGCCAACUUUUAGCUAGCAGACGGAUAGUGCUAGGUAGAACGAGAGGGGCACGUCGUGUC
Molecule: messenger RNA, 453 nt
Organism: Micromonas commoda
Lineage: Eukaryota; Viridiplantae; Chlorophyta; Mamiellophyceae; Mamiellales; Mamiellaceae
Exons: 1
Coding region: 20-388 (122 amino acids)
Biological process (GO): purine nucleobase metabolic process
Molecular function (GO): hydroxyisourate hydrolase activity
Source: RefSeq, a predicted model, not a curated record